GUAACAUGUUUGGUAGGCGUUACAAUAUUGAUCAUAUUGUAGCUUCUGUGCGGCGCGGAUCGGCGUUCUAGUUUCUAAUAUGAAUAACAUUGCUAACAAUUUGUGCCAACCCUAAUCCUGAUGGUUUUGGCUCCAAACUGUUCUGAUUAGAUGCAUCUGUGUUGAUCUCCACACAAUCCAUCUGUUCCGAAUAAACACAGUCUUUCAAUUUCAACUCACAAGUGCAUCGGUAACAUACACACAAUUCCUAUUACCGAUAAACAUCUUCCCAACUGCAUUGGAGAAGAAAGACCGUGUAAACUAACAAUCCUAUUACCAGUAAACUUUGAUUCGUUUCAUGCACCGCCGUUUUCCUCCUCACAUGUAAUCUCGCCACCUUCCUCCGAUGGCAUCACCUCCUUCUUCCGGCAGCGUCAUAGGCAUCUAUUCUAACGUCUUCUCUCCUUCAAUUUUACCUCCAUUCGGUUUUCUCUCAAAACCCUAACUCGAUUCAUCGUGGUUUGUCUCACCGGUUUCGCAUCUUCGUCCUCCGUCAUUGUCAAAGUGUAGAGAAGCAUUUGCCAUCAUGACUUUUUGGAGUACCUAAGCUGUAGCGGGUUUUCCUUAUGUUUUGCUUCUGUAACUUCACUGGCUUUGAACUUGGUGGCAGAUCAAUAACUCAAAGUUGUAGUGGCGACCCAUUUCGGUGAUGAUUUGAUUUUGACCGUUAAGUUUAUGAAUUUUCAAAUUAGGGGUUGGGACACUAAUUAUGUAAAGAAUUGAUUUUUCUUCUUCUUAGUUUCAUUCAUUUUAGAUGCUUUUUAGUUGUAAAGAAUUGGACACUGAUUAUGUAGUGAUUCUUUUUAGAUUCUUAGUAGCUGAUAUGUAUUUGGGAGAUGGGGACAUCGUGGCAGUGCUACAACAGCUGGUAGGUGAGUGUUGUAGAGAGCCAAGUAGUGAAGUUCUUUCCUUUGGAAUCUCUCAAUAAUUGAUUUUAUUUCUGUACGUUUUUUUUGUGAUGAUAACUAUCAUAUUAUGUUUGUAUUUGAGGUUAAACUUCUAUUUGAAUUCUCUGACUAGAAAGGUUUUAAUACUUUUAGAUUUGCUAUUUUGUUUAAUUACAUGCAGUAGUGUUGGUUGCAACUUGCAACUCCAACAAAAAUUAAAUAAAAAGUAUAUACGUCUACUUUAUAUAUAUACAACUUUAUUCCCGUUUUUGGAAACGGCAUCUGUUAUGAUUUUGUAAAAUCUUGAAGAUAAUCUUAGGGAGCUAAUGAUCUUGAAAUAACUCUUAUUCAUUGUACAUAUGCUAUUCCAAAGCUAUUAAGGUUUGCAAUGCCAACAAAAAUUAUAUGAAGCUUUUAUAUGAGUAUGCAGAUGCAUGUUUAUUUAGUUUUUAGCAUUCAAAGCUAAAACAUAAGGUUGAGAAGGUUUUUUUUAAAACAGAAUGCUCACGGGUUCAUUUUAAAUUUUAUAUGAUUCUACAUUUUAUCUCUACUAUCAAAACAGGUUUCUCAAGCAUACAACAAUAUGUGCUUAAUAUGUCCUGUUAUUGCAUAUGUUCUAUCAUUAAAAUUUAAAAAUAUGAGAGAUUCAGUGAAAGCCUGUAACUAAAAUACAGGGGUAGUGGAUGUAAUUUUCUAGACAUUUAUCAUAACUAUGUGAAGUGUGAACAUAUUUGAAGGUAGUUGUUAAAUCUUUGUUAUAAAUGGUCCUAUUGUUCUUGAAUCAAAUAUUGAUGCGGGUAAACUCUUCUUACUUAGUCUCAUUUUAUAUUUAAUCUACUAACGAUUAUAAAAAAUUACUCUGGCAAACAUGGACUAAUGAUUUAGAUUGCAUUAAGCUAUGUAGGCUUAUUUGAUGCUUUUGACAUAUUUUAAUUUCUUACUCUUACUCUUCCUCUUCUAUUUUUUAUUUUGUAGAAUAGAAAACAAUAAGUUAAUUUGAGUUAUUUCUGGUCUUUUGAAUGGAUACCAAUACUGAUGAGUUCUCUUUAUUCAAAUCAACGUAUUUGAUGCAUUUGACAGAUUAUAAUUUCUCACCUUAUUCUUCCUUUUCUAUUUUUUAUUUUGUAGAAUGUAAAUCAAUGAUUUGUUGAUUUGAGUUUUUCUGGUCUUUGGAAUGGAUGCUAAUACUGAUGAAUUUUAUCGUUGGCAUUGGUUCAGAAAAUUCUCGCUGGAGGGAGAAGUCUGUUUCAUGCUGACUACAUUGCUCCACCCAUUCAGGCUCUUUCAAAAUGGCUUAUGUUGCUUGGAUUUUGUAUUGUUUUGUUUCUUAUCCAAUUUGUGGACCGCAUGCUUCUUUGAUUGGGGUGUCAAAUUUAAGAAGGUUAAGCCAAGGAUUAACAUGGAUCCAUUCAAGGUUGAUGAUGUUGAAGGAUCUGUAUGCAUUUAUCCAAUGGUUUUGGUUCAAAUUCCAAUGUGCAAUGAGAAAGAGGUGUAUGCACAGGCAAUUUAUGCAGUCUGUCAAAUUGAUUAUCCAUGUGAUCUUUUACUAAUUCAAGUACUUGAGGGUUCUGAAGAUGAGAUCAUAGAAUGGUUAAUUAAGGUCGAGGUCUCUAAGUGGAAUUUAAAGGCAGUCAACAUAAUCUAUCGGCAUCGCUUGGCCAGGACCGGAUAUAAAGCUGGAAAACUGAAUUGUGCAAUGAGCUGUGACUAUGUAAAAAACUAUGUAUUUUUUGCAAUAUUUGAUACACACUUUAAGUUAUCAUAUAAGGUUUAAACCAUAAUCUGAUCACUUAUUAUAAGUUCAAAUAUUGCGCUUACUUGGUUCUAAGGAUGUUUGAGAUCUUAUAGCGUAAUCGUUGUGUUGGGAAGUUUAACUUACCGUUGAAAUGCAAAGAUAAUUUGCAUUCUGAGUUAAUAUUUGUUACUUGCUUUUCUCAAAUUAUUGAAAUGGUGUUUCUUGGAUUGUAUAA
Medicago truncatula (barrel medic) is the source of this 2896-nucleotide messenger RNA. RefSeq names its product probable xyloglucan glycosyltransferase 5. The record is from RefSeq and is a predicted model, not a curated record. The transcript is spliced from 5 exons. Lineage: Eukaryota; Viridiplantae; Streptophyta; Magnoliopsida; Fabales; Fabaceae. Gene Ontology annotation, cellular component: Golgi apparatus. Gene Ontology annotation, molecular function: glycosyltransferase activity. The coding region runs from base 2101 to 2700 and encodes 199 amino acids.